GUCCAGAACGUGGGCCACUACUCCGAGCGUCUCCGCUAUUCCGCGGCCCACGAGGCCCCCAUCAAGCCCCGGGGCUCUGCGUUGAAGUGUGCGGUCAGCGGCGGGGUCACCGCCUCGCCCCAGGACUCCGAGAUCCCGAAGGCCCCCUUCCCCGAGGUUCCUAAGUCCAUGUGCGACGGCGACUGGUCCCUCGUCAUGUCCCAGAAGUGGGCCCGGAAGGAGGCCCAGGUUGUCCUCGAGGCUCGCUCCCUGGUCCUUGCCGUGAAGCACAUCGUUCGGAGCACCCAGAACUUCGGUCGCAAGCAUUUGGUCCUGAACGAUUGCAUGGCCCCCAUCCUGGCCGUCACGAAGGGGCGAUCAUCGUGUCCAGGUAUGCUGCAGUGUUGCCGGCAGAUUGCGGCAUUGCUCGCCGCCUCGAACUGUUAUGUCGGCUGGAGGCCCUCCGCGAUGGCUUCGUCGGCGACAAUCUCGGCGGCGUGCCUGCAGCUGAUGCCGGUCGCCCUGGCCGCGCGCGCCGGGGGCCUGGCGGCGUCCAGCCCUCGCGGGCCGAGCGGCCGGCGCCCCUGCCGCGAGUGGGUGCCCCUCGGCCCGGGCGCGUCGGAGCAGCAGGCCGCCGCGCGGGCGUGGGCCUCCCCGACCGUCGCGGGCGCCCCGGUGACGGCCAGCGAGCCGUCCUUCCUCGAGCUGCAGAGCGUCACCCCGAAGGCCGCCGCCGACUACCAGUCGUGCGUGAAGAUUUGCCACGUGUGGUGCCUGCACCGCGGCGGGGUGGGCGAUCUGGCGACCCUCCUGACGUCGGCCCCAGACAUCGACCUCGCGCUCGCGACCUACAUGCAGGAGAAGUUCUGUCAGGGGGAGUUCGCGUACGUGCCGACCAAGCUCAUGGCGGGCCUCCGGUACUUCUGGACGUUCCCCCACGGGUGGCCGCUGGGGCUGCCCCGGAGCGCGCGAGCCCUUGCGGGCUGGAGGCGCAUGGCGCCCGCCCGGAGUCGCCUGCCAUGCCUCUGGAUCGCCCUCUGCCUGUGCAUGCAGCACAUGAUCGGGGCAGGCCUGGUGAUGGAGGCCGUCGCGUGCGCCAUCACGUUCGUUUUCUACCUCCGCCCGAGCGAGUGCCUGCGCCUGAAGGGGAAGCUGAGCACGCCUCCGGCUGCUGCAGGCCGUCGCCAACAGGGGGAUGCGAGCCAGAUGUGGUCGAUUCUCCUUCGCCCUCAAGAGGGGGGCGACGCGUCCAAGACGGAAUACGUGGACGAGAGCCUCUUGGCCGACGACCCGCUGUUCCCCUGGCCCCCGCAGGUGCCGGCAUCUCUCAAGGCAAAGUUCCCGAACAACGUGCUGGUAUUCAGCUUGGGCCAGGCUGCCUGGGGCCGUGCGCUGAAGACCGUGUCCGUCGCCGUCGGCAUGGGCGCCCUCGGCGAGCCGACUCUCUACCGCCUCCGCCGCGUAGGGGUGUCGCACGACCUCCUCUUCAAGGUGCGCCCGCUCCUGACCGCCAAGAAGCGCGGCCGCUGGGCGAGCGACCGCAGCCUCGUCCGCUACGAGAAGGGAGGGCGCUUCAACGAGCAGCUGAACGCCCUCGACCAGACCCUCCUGCUCGCCGCAGAGGAUGCGACCUCGAAGAUUGGCGUCGCCCUCGUGAGUGCCUGCCGCGCCUU
Molecule: messenger RNA, 1652 nt
Organism: Prorocentrum cordatum
Lineage: Eukaryota; Dinophyceae; Prorocentrales; Prorocentraceae
Source: the annotation of a GenBank genome assembly